AGCAUUCAGGUGAACUAAUGCAGUUCAGUCUUUGUGCUUCAUACUGUCACCAGUAACACCAGUCUUUCGAUUGUGCUUUUUACAUCUUUUUUUUCUCAGUUCAGGAAAUAGAGCUGCUACAUAAGAAUCUUAACCAUGGAUGCGAUACAGGCUGCAAAUACAGCUUUUUCGGUUGAUCUUUUCAAAAAACUGUGUGAAAUGGACAAAAGUGCUAAUUUUAUUUUUACUCCACUUUCCUUAUCAACUUCUCUUGCUCUAGCAUAUAGAGCAGCUAACGGUGACACAGCAACCCAGAUAAAACAGGGGCUCCAUCUAGAAGAUGUCAAAGAUAUUCCAUUUGGAUUCCAGACAAUUACCUCAGAUGCUUCCAAACUUAGCUCAUUUUAUUCAUUAAAAAUGAUUAAGCGGCUUUAUGUAGAAAAAUCCCUUAACCCUAGUGUGGAAUUCAUCAAUUCUGUCAAAAGGCCCUUCCCAUCAGAAUUUGAAGUUGUAGAUUUUAAAGAUAAACCGGAAGACACCAGGCUGCAGAUCAACAAAUCUGUUUCUGACCUUACUGAUGGUAAAAUGGAGAACAUUUUAACUGAGAAGAGUAUCAAUGAUGAGACCAAGAUAAUCCUGUUAAAUGCAGCCUAUUUUAUAACAAACUGGAUGAAGAAGUUUCCUGAGGCACAAACCAAGGAAUGCCCAUUCAGAAUAAGCAAGACAGAAACCAAACCUGUGCAGAUGAUGAACUUGGAAGCUACAUUAUGCUUGGGCUACAUAAAUGAUUUAAAAACCAAGAUUCUGGAACUCCCAUGCCACAAUAAACAUAUAAGCAUGCUUAUCUUACUACCUAAAGAUCUAGAGGAUGAUACAACUGGAUUGGAACAGCUUGAGAAGGAGCUCACCCUGGAGAAGCUGGUACAGUGGACGAAUCCCAGUGUGAUGGCAAACAGCAGAGUGAAUGUGUUCCUCCCCAAAUUCAAAGUGGAAAGUGAACAUGACUUCAGACCCAUUUUAGAAAGCCUUGGUAUGACUCACAUGUUUGAUGAGAAUGCAUCAGAUUUCUCUGAGAUGUCGGAGUCGAAAGGCAUUGUUCUUUCCAAGAUCAUUCACAAAGUCUCUCUGGAAGUAACUGAAGAAGGAGCUGAGUCUCGAGAUGUUCCCGGAUACCGGAUCCUACAACACAAAGAUGAAUUUAAUGCGGAUCAUCCUUUUCUUUUCUUCUUUAAGCACAACAAAAGUCGCAGCAUUGUGUUUGCUGGUAGAUUCUGUUCUCCUUAAACAGAACUGCCUACAAAGAAACCUGUUAUCAAUUUUUUAUGGGUAUGAAAUAUUCAAAGGCAAUCUCACAGUUUCUCCUGUUAAUUGAAUCGAAUAACUUCCUGUUCAAGUGAAUUUACAGAGGAGUAGCCAUAUCAGUUAGCAAAAAUAAGUAUAGGGACCCUUGAAAGAUUAAAAUAAUUCAUUAUGGCACAUCUUCUAGUGAACCAUAGUUAAAUUUAUCAGCUACAUAUCAUACACCAAAGUUGGGAAGAAGUUUUUUUGUUGUUUACAUAUAAAAUAAACCUCAGGUCAAAUUCAGCAAAAUGUAUCUCUGAUAAGUAGCAAUGAAACAAUAUGCAAAGUUGUGGUGUCUACAGUUCGUUUUACGCUCUUUGGCAAUAAUGAAUUUCAACUUUAUUGAACUAGGGAAGAGCUCAUAUGAGUUUCUUCAGACCUGAAUUAGUUAAAUCACUAAUUUGUCACUGGAACAUUAGAAAUUUUAUAUUUGUAGUGAACUUCAUUACAUUAAUCAAUUAAUAUGUUUUUCCCCAUAAAUAUGUUUAACAGGGAAAUAUUUUCUUUUGUUUUUUUUUAUUAUUUUUGGGUGGUUAUUAACGUAGAUUACCUUCAUUUGUUCCAAAUAAAGCAUUCCAAAAAC
Molecule: messenger RNA, 1903 nt
Organism: Protobothrops mucrosquamatus (brown spotted pit viper)
Lineage: Eukaryota; Metazoa; Chordata; Lepidosauria; Squamata; Viperidae
Gene: SERPINB5
Product: serpin family B member 5
Exons: 7
Coding region: 136-1263 (375 amino acids)
Biological process (GO): negative regulation of endopeptidase activity
Molecular function (GO): serine-type endopeptidase inhibitor activity
Source: RefSeq, a predicted model, not a curated record